Molecule: messenger RNA, 1101 nt
Organism: Paramecium octaurelia
Lineage: Eukaryota; Ciliophora; Oligohymenophorea; Peniculida; Parameciidae
Source: the annotation of a GenBank genome assembly
AAACACUAUUCCAAAUGGGCAUCUGCAAGAGCUUGCCAGAAUCUACUGAAGAUCUACUCACCAUGGAUUCGAGUGGACACAAACAAACCGAAAUACUCAUCAAAGAAGACCCCUCCCCCAUUUAUGAUGAGAAUAAAAUCAUUGUCAUAUAAGCACUCUACAGAGGUCAUAAAGUUCGUAAAUCCCUUAUGACCACUUUGCACUCUCCAGAGACCUCAGCACCUACCCAAGUGGAACAAUCCAAAUUCUGUUUCGACACCAAUUAGCUCCCUGAUUCUGAUUCAACUUCAAUAUUAAUGAAGAACGGAGCCAUCUACAAAGGAGAAUGGAAAGAUGGCAAAGCAAAUGGAAAAGGUAAAUAUUCAUUCCAAGAUAGGUAGUAUCUUAUAUAUUUAUUAUUCUUAGCUAUGUCGAAGGAACUGUAAUAUUAUAAUAAUAUUUCUUAGUGGGCUUCCAAUGAGCUCCAAGGAGAAGCCAUCUAUGUCAAUGGCACAGAGACUUACAAGGGAUAAUGGCUUGACAGUAUGUUCCAUGGAAUUGGCGAGUAUGUCUAUUCAGAUGGUCGCAUUUACUAAGGUAUCAUGUGUCACUAUUUACUAGGAGAAUGGAAAAAGGGAUUACAACAUGGCAUGGGCAAAGAGAUAUACAAUGACAGAUCCAUUUAUGAAGGGAAAUUCAAAGAGGGAAUGAAAAAUGGACUUGGAAUCAUCAGAUUAGCCGAUGGUUGUGUUUAUGAGGGAGAAUUUGAAAAUGAUCAAUUUCAUGGUUAUGGAUCAUUUGUAAAUCUUAUUCCUAAAUCUAGAUAUGGCCAGAUAGGAAGAUGGUUUUUGAAGGCUAUUGGAAAAAUGGAACCAAACAUGGAAAUGGUACGAUGAAAUGGGGUGAUGGUAUGCGAUAAAUUUUGAUUUAACUUAUUUUUAAGGACGAAUCUAUACUGGUCAAUAUUUGGAAGGACUUAAACAUGGAUAUGGAGAAAUGCUAUAUAGUGACGGUCGUUGUUACAAAGGACAAUGGAAGCAAGGAUUGUAAGAUGGAAUUGGGAUAUUUGUUUCUAAGGAAGGGAAUGAAAGGAAAGGAGUUUGGAUGAAAGGAAAACUAAAG